This is a messenger RNA of Aspergillus mulundensis, 327 nucleotides long. RefSeq lists its product as uncharacterized. NCBI's taxonomy places the organism in Eukaryota, Fungi, Ascomycota, Eurotiomycetes, Eurotiales, Aspergillaceae. Bases 1 to 327 code for a protein of 108 amino acids. The transcript is spliced from 2 exons. The record is from RefSeq and is a predicted model, not a curated record.
AUGACUCAAUCCAAUCGCGCCUCGAAACGAUUCUCCACCGUCAGCGGGAGCCCUUCGAUUGCCUCAGAACGUACCACAGGGAGCCUCCCCAGCGGAGAUCCUAGACACACCGAAUACAACAACCUGCGCGAAGGGUUGAACCGCCUGGAAAACAAGCCUCUGAACAAGCAGCGGUUUGUUCCCAGCGCCGAGAAGACCGACAGUCUCAGCAAGCUCGCGCUCGGUGCCAAAGUGGAGCGCGCGCUCGGACGGAGGAUGACGGGCCAGGAUGCUGUCAUGCGGGAGAAGCCUGCGCUGAACGAAAAGGCCGAGCAUGCCACUUCAUGA